CCUGGAUGGCUGGAACACUCAAAGAGGACUCCACCAAAGGGAGGCAAGCCAAAGCCUGCCAUUACCACCGGCUUUCUGUAACUGGAACCUAGCUAGGGCCUGAGGGAGCCCAUUAUGAAAACACCCACUUCCAUACACUCCCAACUAACACACUAAGCAAUUUGGACUCUGCUGAGGAAGGCCCAUGAGGGUCUGAUUUUUUUCCCUGGGUGACAUUGAGAAGACAGUCACAUGAUUUGGGUGGCUUUCUAGAAGAUGACCAUAGAGGACCUCCCAGAUUUCCCAUUGGAAGGAAGCUCGCUGAUCGGAAGAUACCCGUUUUUAUUCACAGGCUCUGACACACCAGUUAUCUUUUCCAUUUCGGCAGCACCAAUGCCUUCGGACUGUGAGUUUUCUUUCUUUGAUCCCAAUGAUGCAUCGUGUCAGGAAAUUCUCUUUGAUCCCAAAACUUCAGUCUCAGAAUUAUUUGCUAUUUUAAGACAAUGGGUUCCUCAGGUCCAGCAAAACAUUGACAUUAUAGGGAACGAGAUUCUUAAGAGAGGCUGCAAUGUGAAUGAUAGAGAUGGCCUGACAGACAUGACUCUGUUACAUUAUACUUGCAAGUCUGGGGCUCAUGGCAUCGGUGAUGUUGAGACAGCUGUAAGAUUUGCAGCUCAACUUAUUGAUCUGGGAGCAGACGCGAGUUUGCGGAGUCGCUGGACAAACAUGAAUGCCUUGCAUUAUGCUGCAUAUUUCGAUGUCCCAGAGCUUAUAAGAGUGAUUUUGAAGACAUCAAAGCCAAAAGAUGUGGACGCCACUUGCAGUGACUUCAAUUUUGGGACAGCCCUGCAUAUUGCAGCAUAUAACUUGUGUGCAGGAGCUGUGAAAACCUUACUGGAGCAUGGAGCAAACCCCGCAUUCAGGAAUGACAAAGGACAGACCCCUGCGGAUGUUGUUCCAGACCCUGUGGGCAUGCCUCUGGAGAUGGCCGAUGCUGCAGCAACUGCUAAGGAAGUCAGGCAGAUGCUCUUGGAUGCGGCGCCUCUGUCCUGUACCAUCUCUAAGGCCACACUCUCAAACUGUGAUCAUGGUACCAGCAAGGCCAUGCUGACGUCUCUCGGCCUGAAGCUGGGGGACCGUGUUGUCAUCGCAGGACAGAAGGUUGGGACAUUAAGAUUUUGUGGAACUACUGAGUUUGCAAGUGGGCAGUGGGCUGGCAUUGAGCUGGAUGAGCCAGAAGGAAAAAACAAUGGGAGUGUUGGGAGAGUCCAGUAUUUCAAGUGCACCCCCAAACACGGUAUUUUUGCACCCCUUUCAAAGAUAAGUAAAGUAAAAGAUGGGAGGAAAAAUACCACACACACUCCUUCCACAAGAGCGGCGCCUCACAUCCGAUCUCAGAAGGUUGAUGUAGCUCACGUCACAUCCAAAGUGAAUUCUGGGUUGAUGCCAUCAAAAAAAGAGAAUGCUUCUGACUCCACACUCUCCUUGCCUCCCAGUGAAGAGCUGAAACCUGUAGCAGAAAGUGAUGUUACCCAGCCUGGGUCCAUCAGCAGCUCCUCCUCCACAUCCUCGCUGGACCACAAGCAGAGCCACCCGAAGAAGCUGGCUACAAGCAGCAAUGGCAAGAAGACUCUCAGCAAAAGCCCCUCUCUCCCAUCCAGAGCCAGUGCUGGUUUGAAUUCUUCAGCACCAUCUACAGCAAAUAACACCCGCCGUGAAGGGGAACUCCGCCUUGGGGAAAGAGUGCUGGUGGUGGGCCAGAGAGUGGGGACCAUUAAGUUCUUUGGGACAACAAACUUUGCUCCAGGGUAUUGGUAUGGCAUAGAGCUGGAGAAGCCCCACGGGAAGAAUGACGGUUCGGUUGGAGGUGUGCAGUAUUUUAGUUGUUCUCCGCGGUAUGGAAUAUUUGCCCCACCAUCCAGGGUACAGAGACUAUCAGACUCCCUGGAUACACUUUCAGAAAUAUCUUCAAAUAAGCAGAAUCAUUCUUAUCCUGGUUUUAGGAGAAGUUUCAGCACAACCUCUGCUUCUUCCCAAAAAGAGAUUAACAGGAGAAAUGCUUUUGCCAAGUCCAAGACCACCCUGCGCCGCAGCUGGAGCAGCAGCACCACGGCAGGCGGCCUUGAGGGGACCGCGAAGCUGCACGAGGGCUCCCAGGUCCUGCUCACCAGCUCUAACGAAAUGGCGACCGUCAGGUACGUGGGUCCCACGGACUUUGCCUCCGGCAUCUGGCUUGGACUGGAGCUCCGAAGUGCCAAGGGAAAAAAUGACGGUGCCGUGGGUGACAAGCGCUAUUUCACCUGCAAGCCAUACCAUGGAGUGCUGGUUAGACCAAGCAGAGUGACCUACCGAGGGAUCAGUGGGUCAAAGCUCGUUGAUGAGAGUUGCUGAGUUAAACGACUAAGGCAUUAAAUGAGCUCCUCUGAGUAUGCGUGUGUGCCAGAUGUAGAGUGGGGUCUAUGGCAGAGGGUUUAUUUUAUUUAGAUACUAGGUAAAAGCUGAAAGUACAGUAAUCUUAAUUAAAAAAAAAACUCCAAAAGGAACACACAUAUGAACUUUGAGGGUCAUAGUUCUUUUGAAAAUUUCAAAAUAAGCACUUUUAAAACCUAGGUCCUGAGUCAGGCAUUGGUGGCGCACGCCUUUAGUUCCAGCACUCGGGAGGUAGAGGCAGGCGGAUCUCUGUGAGUUCCAGGACAGCCUCCAAAACAAUACAGAGAAACCCUGUCUCAAAAACCAGCCAAGCAAACAAAGAAAGAAUGUGCUAUUAAGUUAUGUGUGAUGGUUACUUGCCAUUUGACUUAAUUUUUGCACAUGGUGUUCUGGUCUUCACAGAGGUGAAAGUUUUUACCAUCUUCAUAAUGCUCAUGUGAUCUGUUACCUGUCCAAGUGUUCUGGAAUGUUCCUUUCUGUCUGUGGUUGUUACUAAAAGUACCUAGAGAGCAGUGGCUGCCUAACUUGUGUUUUAUGUUUGGUAAACUCACAGGCCCCUGUGAGCAGUUAGAACUCGGGGGAAAGGUGGGCUUUGGCAGUGUCUGCCCCCCCCUUACACCCAUUGCCAACCACAGAGAUGGAAUUCCUUCCCAGAACAACUCACUAGUCGGUUAACAGAGUUGAGAGUGAGCGCGGGUCUCCUGACUCAACGCAUGCUUUGCACGCAGUAUGCCCUCAGGUUUCCCCUCUGUGCUGGACUGCCCCAUCCGUAUGCACCACCAGAGGCUUGCAGUUAAGUUUAUGAACUCAAGGCAGAGGUAUUUGCACACUUAUUUAAUGUUGUAUGUUCCUGGCACACUAACAGCACUUUGAAACAUGAUGCACUUUUCUUCUUUUUAUUUUUUUAUAUUUUUGGGACUUUGCCACCAUUUCCUCCUGGGAUAUGAACAACCUUUAAGAAGUAUUUCGCAGAAGAAAGUAAAUUGAAAUGUGUUAGGCAGGGUGUGUUACCUGUUUGGAUGUUCAUGGUGUCUGGGCUUGGGGUGGGCGGGGGUUUAGCUGUAGCUGCUACACAGCUACAGAACUGUGCUGAGGAACUCAUUGUCUUGGGCACUUGUUAAACUAAGCUUUACCAUAGUGAUGGAAUAAUGUCACACAUUCGUCUUGUGGAUAGGUAUUGAAAUUUCUGUCCUGUUAUGUGUAAAAAUUCAUUCUCUGUUGUAAAUAUUUAGACUUGAAAUUAUCACACAAAUUAUUGGAACAGUUUGCUUUCUGAAAUUAGAAGUAUAUCCUUCAGGAUGGAGCUUUCUUUAUGCUUAGAAAUAUACUCUGCUGAACUGUUUUGCAAUAUGCUGUCUUAAAAAUCUAAAUCUGGUCACUUGGUUGCCUUUUUGUUUUUUUAAGUGUGGUAUUUCAAAUAGAGUUAUUUUCCUGAAAUAUAUUUGCGAACUCAAGCUGCUUUAUAAUCAAGGAAUAUUUUUAUUGAUUGAAGAAAAUGACUGCUGCAAUUCAAAAGUGAACUUAUUUUAUUAUAUAGAUGAUUUCUUAAAAUCUAUUUAUACCAUAAUAUAAAAUCCACGACUAUAGUGAGCCUGGGGAUCUGUAAUUCUUCCUGUUAAAUACUAAACACUGUAUGUUAGAGACAGCAAUGCCAACACUGAACUUAUUUUUGAGGUCAAAAACCAGUUCUCUUCAUAUUUAAUUAAAUCCUCAUAGUGUAUAUGCUUAUGUAUGCUACAUGUGCAGGUUAGGUGGGGUUUUUGUGUGUGUGUUUUGCCUAUUAAAUUUCAUUCAGAUUCACUUCUUGAAUCCUAAUAAAAAGGGAAGAUGCUGGA
This is a messenger RNA of Mesocricetus auratus (golden hamster), 4244 nucleotides long. It is a transcript of the gene Clip4, whose product is annotated as CAP-Gly domain containing linker protein family member 4. NCBI's taxonomy places the organism in Eukaryota, Metazoa, Chordata, Mammalia, Rodentia, Cricetidae. The transcript has 16 exons. Gene Ontology annotation, molecular function: microtubule plus-end binding. Gene Ontology annotation, biological process: cytoplasmic microtubule organization. Gene Ontology annotation, cellular component: cytoplasm; nucleus; microtubule plus-end. The record is from RefSeq and is a predicted model, not a curated record. The coding region runs from base 256 to 2370 and encodes 704 amino acids.